Trichoplusia ni (cabbage looper) is the source of this 2113-nucleotide messenger RNA. RefSeq names its product calcium uniporter protein, mitochondrial (gene MCU). NCBI's taxonomy places the organism in Eukaryota, Metazoa, Arthropoda, Insecta, Lepidoptera, Noctuidae. Bases 180 to 1373 code for a protein of 397 amino acids. The transcript has 9 exons. The record is from RefSeq and is a predicted model, not a curated record. Gene Ontology annotation, biological process: mitochondrial calcium ion homeostasis; calcium import into the mitochondrion. Gene Ontology annotation, cellular component: mitochondrial inner membrane; uniplex complex. Gene Ontology annotation, molecular function: calcium channel activity; uniporter activity.
AGAUAUUUAGAUGCUCUUAUAAUUUCUACCGAGUACAAGAUGUGAUGCGUAUUUUGGUUUGACAAUACAGCAGCCCGUCUCAGUACUUUCUCGCUCUGCGGCGCCAGUGCGACCGAGCCGGUGACCGGUGUUACUGUAGACUAUACAUACCUACAGUAUUAUACAUACGUAGUGUAAAGAUGGCGUCGACGGUGUGUGUUUCUAGGUGCCGACUGUUAGCAAAAUUAGAAAUAAAUCGUGGAUUGUGUUUAUCACCGAUAUUAAGAGAUUUGUCGAAUAGCAGGGAGUCAUGGUGUCGUCGAUGGCGGCCCGCGCGCCGUACCUUCUUCACAAGUGUAUGUUCACAUGCAUCAAAAACGCCAACAAAAGUCGAAUCUGAGGGGCCCCGGAAGAAAAAAUCCAAAACAAAAAACUUGGCUUCAAUGGUAGAUAAGGCAAAAAUACAUGCAGGUUUCACAGAAGAGGUGACGGUGACGUACCGGCGCGGUCUGCCGGUGAUCACGGUGCCGCUGCCGUCGCGCCGGGAGCGAUGCCGCUUUACACUCCGUCCGGUCUCGCAGACCGUUGGCGAUCUGCUCGAACAGGUGAAGGCUGAAGAUCGCGGCGUGGAGCGCGCGGCGGCCAUCGCUGCCGACGAGCGCGUGCGCAUCGCCGCCAGCGACACGAUCGAGUCGCUGCUGGAGACCGACUUCCGACUCAUCAUCAACGACACAGAGUACUACGUCAAGACCCCGCCACAGGAGCGCUUGAGCCAAGAGGAGGUUACGCGGUUGAGUGACGUCCGGAACUUGGUGAACCAGCUCUACGAGGCCCUGAACGUACGCGAACACCAGAUAAGGAAGGAACGUGAGCUCAGAGCUCAACUGGAGAAGCUCUCCACUGAACUACAGCCUUUGGAGGAGAAGCGUUUGAGUUUGGAGGUGGAGACCACGCGGCGCACGUCAGCCCUCACGUGGGUGGGGCUCGGCCUCAUGGGCGUGCAGUUUGGAGUGCUCGCGCGUCUCACCUGGUGGGAGUACUCCUGGGACAUCAUGGAACCCGUCACCUACUUCGUCACCUACGGCACUGCUAUGGCAGCCUAUGCUUACUUCGUUUUGACUAAACAGGAGUACGUGUUACCCGACGUGAAGGACCGGCAACACCUGUUGACUCUUCAUAAAAAGGCGAAAAAGAUCGGCCUCGACAUCAACCAUUAUAACCAUCUUAAGGACGAGGUGGCAAAAGUUGAAAAAGACCUAGGUCGUCUGCGCGACCCCCUACACAUUCACCUCCCGGCCUCCUACCAGAUAAAAGGAGGAGACGACAAGCGCUCCCCUCUCACCAAGAUCAAGGACAUGCUGGAGGAAACCAGUAAGAAGAUGAAGAUCACGUAAUAUUGGCUGAAAAUCACGCGCCCCAAGCGGUAAGCGCGAUACGACGGUUGUUUAGAAAUAAAAUGCUUGUUGAUUAUAAACUGUAACGCUUGCUCGUGUGAAUUCGAAUUUAGAAUUUUGUUUUGUUAAGUUGGCAACAGAAAUUGUCAGUGUACUGUUUUUGAAUUUUUAAUGUAACGUUAUAUUGUGUUUUUAAAAUAUUGAAAAUGUUUUUGAAUUUUUUGAAGCUGUUUUUUAACGUGUUUUGAUAGUGAAUUUUUGGUUGGAAUGAGGUUUCAGAUGGAUACUGUAUAAUUUGAACUAACAUCGUUAGAACUUUAAAAUUUGAAUUCAUUUUAUUACAAAAGUAAAUAGUCUUUUGAUAGGUUAUGAAAACAUAAAAGAAAACAUCGAAAUUAAUAUUUUAUUUGAUCGAUUGUUAUUUCACGAAAACGUUUAUUAUAAUUGAUUUAAAAGUACAAAAUAAAUGCCAAAAAGAUUAUUUACUUUAAAUAAAAUUGGCAUAGACUAUUCGGUUUUUCUUUACUAACCAUAGAUUAAUGUUGUGUUUUAUUCAUCGCGAUCAUGUGUGUACGAGCAUUUUAGCCUUUUGUAAACGACCAGUUGUAAAAUUGUAAUGAAAUAGUCCCAUUUCAAUUCUUCGUAAAAAUAAAAACAUUUUAAAUAAUGACAGUUGUACGUCCCAUAGUAAGGAAACCAAAAAAAAUAUCUUGCCUUGUUACAAACAAUCUAGAAAAAUA